UGCUCCUUUCCCUCUUGCUUUCUUUUUCGCUCUCCCUCUGCCUUUUCUUUCUGUCUCACUCUCUUCCAUAUGGGUGUGGCCUCUGCAAUAUUUAUGAGAUCUGCCGCUACUUGCUCAGCUAAUGAUGUAUUCCAGCCUUGGGUUAGCUGCCUCUGUAAAGCGGUGGCUGGAGGGCAGUAGGACCAGAGUGAGUGGUGACUGUAAUUGGAAACCAAAGCUUUCACCGUCAUAGCUCAGCUACUUUCCAUUCACUCUUAGGUGCUUAAUUAAGGAACGAGGAGAAGAGUUCCCGGUGCCUGAUAGCAAUAAGGAUUAUUUUACAAAGAAACUGGGAGGACGUUUGCAACCACCAGGAGGAAAAGGUUUUCCACCAUGAGCCAGGUUUGGAAUGAAAGUGUUCUGGUCAAAGGAGUGGAGUCCAUAAACUGAUAGAAAUUUGAUGGCAUUGCAUUACUGAUUCCUUCAGUAGCUAGGUUUUAUUUCUUGGAUAUUAAGUUGCACAUCUGAAGAUAUGGCAUUUCUAGCAGUCCACAUGUUGAUUGGGAUGUUUAUUUACUCUAGCACUGUAAAAGGAUCUUCACAGCCUCAGGCCAGAGUGUUCUUAACAUUCAAUGAGCUGCAGGAAACCAAGACCUCUGAAUAUUACCAUAUAUCCCACCACCCACUCGAUUACAGGAUAUUAUUAAUGGAUGAAGAUCAGGACCGGAUCUAUGUGGGCAGCAAAGAUCACAUUUUGUCUUUGAAUAUUAAUAAUAUAAGCCAGGACCCUCUGAGUAUUUUCUGGCCAGCAUCAGCAAUCAAAGUUGAAGAGUGCAAAAUGGCUGGCAAAGAUCCUACACAUGGCUGUGGAAAUUAUGUACGCGUGAUACAGACCUUCAAUCGCACCCAUUUAUACGUCUGUGGGAGUGGAGCAUUCAGCCCAGUAUGCACAUACCUCAACAGAGGGCGCAGGUCUGAGGAGCAAGUCUUCAUGAUUGACUCCAAGUGUGAAUCGGGGAAGGGGCGCUGCUCUUUCAACCCUAAUGUGAACACAGUAUCUGUUAUGAUCAAUGAAGAGCUGUUUUCAGGAAUGUACAUAGAUUUCAUGGGGACCGAUGCAGCCAUUUUUCGCAGUUUAACCAAACGGAACGCAGUGAGAACUGACCAACACAAUUCUAAGUGGCUAAGUGAGCCUAUUUUUGUGGAUGCUCAUCUCAUCCCAGAUGGCACAGACCCUAAUGAUGCCAAAGUGUACUUCUUCUUCAAAGAGAGGCUCACAGACAACAGUGGCAGCACCAAACAGAUUCAUUCAAUGAUUGCUAGAAUAUGCCCAAAUGAUACUGGUGGACAGCGUAGUCUUGUAAACAAGUGGACAACAUUCUUGAAAGCAAGACUUGUGUGCUCAGUAAUGGACGAGGAUGGAACGGAAACAUACUUUGAUGAAUUAGAGGAUGUGUUUCUCCUCGAAACAGAUAACCCUAGAACAACACUGGUGUAUGGAAUUUUUACAACAUCAAGCUCUGUAUUUAAAGGUUCAGCAGUGUGCGUGUAUCACUUGUCUGAGAUCCAGACAGUGUUCAAUGGGCCUUUUGCACAUAAGGAAGGUCCUAACCACCAGCUAAUUCCAUAUCAGGGAAGAAUUCCAUAUCCACGACCUGGCACAUGUCCUGGAGGAGCCUUUACACCCAACAUGCGGACAACCAAGGAAUUCCCCGACGACGUUGUAACCUUUAUUAGGAAUCACCCUUUGAUGUUCAAUCCCAUUUACCCAAUACACAAAAGACCAUUAAUCAUUCGGACAGGAACAGACUACAAGUAUACAAAGAUAGCAGUAGACCGAGUUAAUGCUGCUGAUGGACGAUACCAUGUCUUAUUUCUUGGAACAGAUCAGGGGACUGUACAGAAAGUUGUUGUCCUACCCACCAACUCUUCUGCAAGUGGAGAGCUCAUUUUAGAAGAACUGGAGGUUUUUCAGAAUAAUGCUCCCAUAACAACAAUGAAGAUUUCAUCUAAAAAGCAACAGUUGUAUGUGAGCUCGGAUGAAGGGAUCACGCAGGUAUCUUUGCAUCGCUGCCGUAUCUAUGGAACGGCCUGUGCGGACUGCUGCCUAGCCAGAGAUCCUUACUGUGCUUGGGAUGGCAAUUCCUGCUCCAGGUUCUACCCAACAGGGAAGAGACGGAGUCGUAGACAAGAUGUGAGACAUGGAAAUCCUAUGACUCAGUGCCGAGGAUUUAACCUGAAAGCAUACAGAAAUGCAGCAGAAGUAAUUCAGUAUGGAGUGAAAAACAACACCACCUUUCUUGAGUGCACCCCUAAAUCUCCCCAGGCAUCCAUUAAAUGGCUCUUUCAGAAAGACAAUGACCGAAGGAAAGAGGUCAAACUUAAUGAAAGGAUCAUAUCAACUGAACAAGGACUCUUGAUUCGCUCUGUCCAGGAUACUGACAGAGGACUCUACCAUUGCAUUGCAACAGAGAAUAGUUUCAAGCAAACAAUAGCAAAGAUCAACUUCAAAGUGUUAGAUUCAGAUAUGGUGGCCUUCAUGACUGACAAGUGGUCUCCCUGGACCUGGGCCAGCUCUGUACGAGCACUGCAGUUCCACCCAAAGGACUUCAUUGGAGCUUUCAGCCAUUCAGAAAUGCAGAUGAUUAACCAAUACUGCAAAGACAGUAGACAGCAAGGACAGCGCGGAGAAGAAUCUCAGAAGAUGAGAGGGGACUAUGGCAAGUUAAAGGCCCUGAUUAACAGCAGGAAAAGUAGGAACAGAAGGAAUCAAUUACCAGGAUCUUAAUUUUUUUCAUUUGGAGCCUCAGAUGUGUUUGUUCUCCCUGCAGGGGGCUCUUGUUUGUCUUUUGAGAGCAUAUUAAAUUAAAACAAUGAAAAUUAAAGCAAGCCUGAGAAACUAUCCUUCUCCCAGUAAAAUGCAGUGUAACUUAAUUAAAGAAAAUAUAAAACCAGCAUUUUCUUUGUGAGAUGCUCACUGGCACUGCAUAAGUCCCUGUCAUAGCAGCAAAACUGAAUAUUUACCUUAACCCAUUUGAUAUCCUGAUAUUUACUUACAGUUGAAGAGAAAGAAAGAAAAUCAGUACAUUAAUUGCAGUUUUGCAAUUGAGCAGAACAGAAGAAAAUUUGGGUUAAGAUGGCUGUUCAAAUGAGGGUGAUGCCCAGAGGUUUCUUGCACUGCAUUUGAGUCUAUGAGUUUCUAAUUGUUUACAAUUCAAUGUUGGGUUUACAGUUUUAAUUCACUGUACAAGUCAUGUGAAUGCAUGUACCUAAGAAGCUGGCAAAGGUAAAGUACAGUAGAAGUGGAUAGUACAGAAAAAAAAACCUGAAGGUCAAAUUAAGGUAAAAGUAGAACAAAAGGGGAAAAAUUGUUUUAUAUGUCAGGAAACACUGAUUAUUGUUCAUAAUAUGAGUUGUAAUACAUUCUGAGAUUUAAUUUACACAUAUCUCUUCUCAUAUUGACAUCAAGUAGCAUAUGGGCCCUAUAACACUGCAUAGCUUUGAAAGCAACAUGAGGACUCUGAUUAUAGGUAACAUUUUCAAAAGUAUCUAAGUCACGUAGAUGCUUUUGAAAAUGUUACCUUCCUGUGAGCAGAAUGUGGAUGUAUAGUACAACAUUUCCUCAAAUACUAGAAACACAGAUUUCUUUUAUAAUGUCCCAAAUGAUAAAGGUUAGAGCUGGUCGAAAGAUGUGGAGAAAAAAUCAUGAACAUUUUUGAAAGUUUCAAAAGCAGUAUCUUUUCAAAGUUUUCCAAGAGAGCUGACUUAAAAAAUGUUCAGAAAACUGCUUUCCAAAAAAUAUUUGAUUUAAAAAAUUUCCAGUUUUAAAUUUUUUUUCCUUUCUUUCAUCCUUUUCUCCUUUUUUAUUAACCCAUGUGCUAUUUGUUGCUGAAAAGGGGAAAACAAGGGAAUGGUUUAGAAAGGGGCAAAAAAGAAACUGAAAAAAAUGUUUUUUGUCCAAAGAAAAAAGGAACAUUUCAAAACAAGAUUUUUGGUGAAAUUUUCAUUUUCAAAAGCCGUUUUUCAGCAAAAACAUUUUUGUUAAAAAAAAAAUCUCCACCAGCUCUGAUGAAAAUCAUGAUUUGUAACAUGCCAAAUAGAACUGGUUGAAAACUUGGUGAAUGUCUUUCGGUCCAUCCAUCCAGCUUGGUACAAAAAUGUCAUCAUUUUCCAACCAUCUGUAAUUCAAAAUAUCAGGGGCAAAUCCUGCUAGCCUUACAUAUGUGAGAAGUUUCCUGGAGUCCACUAAGCUGUCACAUAGGACAGUUAUUAGCAACAGAUAGCCCCACAGAAUAUCACAUGUAAUGCAAUGACACUUUACGAUGGUCUACAGCAAAAUAAGCUAAUUAAAGAUAUAUUCAAACAAAAUAACCUAAUUUUAUGAUGAAUUGAGGAAAAAUUACUUCUAAACCCAGAGGUGGUUUUCAAAAUAAAAUGCCAGCAGUGCUAAUAAAAUGAUGCCUUCAAACAAAGUAUCUAUAUCCAGUGGUUCUCAACCUGUGAGUCAGGACGUUGCCAGGGCUGGAGUUAGACUUGCUGCGGCCAAAGCCCGAGCCCCACCACCUGGGGUCGAAGCCUGAAGGCUUCACCCCUGGUGGCAGGGCUCAGGUUACAGGCCCCUGCCUAGGACUGAAGCCCUUGGACUUCAGCUUUGCCCACCUACCCCUGCCCAACCUGGGGCGGUGGGGCUCAGGCUUUGGCUUUGGCCCCUCCUCUUGGGGCAGUGGGACUCAGGCAGGCUCAGGCUUCAGUCUCUCCUCCUGGGCUCAUGUAGUAAUUUUUGUUGUCAGAAGGAGAUUGUGGCGCAAUGAAGUUUGAGAACCCUUAUUCUAGCCAUUAUUAUUUUAACUUUAUUUUGAAACAGUUAGUGAAAGCUUUUGGGGCAUGAUUCUUAUCCCACUUCCGUUGCUGUAUAUCGGGAGUAAAUCUACUGAAGUGAGUAGAAUUACUCGAGAUUUACACUAGUGUGAUGAAGAAUCUGUCACAAUUGCAUUAUUCUGAUUUCAGAUUGAUGUGAGUGGUAUCAGUCAGGCAUGUUACCAUUGCCAUACAGUGACGGAACAGCUAGGAAAUAUGCUUUGAUUCAGCAGAUCACUGAAGCACACAGGCUUAUGUCCCAUUGUCAUCAGUGGGACUACUCAUAAUUAACUGCAAGUUUAGCACAUGCUGAAGUGCUUGCUUAAAGGGGAUGGGAUGGCUCGUGCUUAAAUCCGAGCCUAUACUGAAGUGCUUUGCUGAAUCAAGGCCUAAAUGCAUAUUAGUGAACUAUGUACACUGGUGUAUAGUGGCCUGAACCAAAGCCCAUGAGAACCCAAUGGGAAGAUUCCCAUUGAUUUAAUUGAGCUCUGGAUCAGGCCUCAAGAGCUAGCAGGGUAGAUUCUAUAAAGAUUAAAUAAAAAUGAGUCAAUGAAAAUCAGUUUUUGCCAGGUGUCUUGCAGUGGAGAAAAUAGCCUUUUGGUAGGAUGGGAGACUUUCUGAAGAUUCAAUACUUAAGUUACAAACCAAAAAUUUUUUUGGGCUCCACAAAACAAAACUACCUCCUAGACUGACAUUGGUUCAUAUAUUCUGUAUACUGCACUUGUUCUUCCAAUGUUAUCCAGUAGAUUCACGGCACAGUUAGUAUAACAUUAAUGUCUGUUGUGAGGCUCGUAAUUGAUUCCAGAUGAAAUAUGGCAUUUAAUAAGCAUUAAAGGGUACAAUUUAUUCUUUGAGUGGUUGACUAUAGUGAUAUUUUAAUAGGCCCCCAUCAGGCCUCAAAAAUGAUAGUUACAUUGUUUAUAACUGAAUAUUGGCAAUAUGGGAUUCAAUUAAAACAAUCAGCAUAGCUCUGAGUUUCAUAUGAUUAUAAAAUAAUAUUUUUAAAGCUGCUUCACAUACAAUUCUUAUGGUAUGACUGUUUAAGGGAUUACACUUAAACUAACAUUUUUCUGCUGCAUGAAACGUAAAUGUAUAUAUAACAAACUUCUGUCAAUAUGUAGCUAGUCCAACCUCCCAUGCUUUAGCAGGUCUCUGUGUAUAGUGUAGGUAGGGACCAGAUUCUCAGCUGGUGUAAAUAGGUGUAACUUCCUUGAUGUCCAUAGAACUACAGGAAUUUAUACCUGCUGAGGAUCUGGCCCUAAAUGUACAGGUCAGACUUACUACAAUUUUAUUCUUUUUAAUGUAGAGACCCCCCCCAUUUGUAUGUAACAUGGACAUUUAAUAUUGUAAUAUUGUUUGUGCUAUUUAAUAACUUUCUAUUUUGAGGAUUACUGAAUAAUGUAUAUAACUUUAUUCCUUUUUUAAAAGAAACAUCUUCUAGAUAUAACUUUGCCAAAUGUAAAGAUAAGUUCUCUGUCAAGAACUCCAUAAGUACUUUUUUUUUGCUGUUUUUAUUUUGUGUAGUUUGUAAAGUUUGCUGAAAUCCUGAUUUAACAAUGUAUUCUUUGAAUCCUGAGUACUGUACAUAGACGUGUUUCAUUCAGAAAACCCUCUUUUUAAAAAGUGUAGGUAUGUGUAUAGUUCCUAGCAUGAUGAAACUGUCAUUACAGUGAAUAUUCAUUAUAUCCUGUGAAAGAAAGAACAAAACGUAGUUUAACAUAGUGCUAUUUAAUUAGAAUUAUUAUUUGCCUAACAAAAUAAAGUGUGUUGAAACCA
Dermochelys coriacea (leatherback sea turtle) is the source of this 6612-nucleotide messenger RNA. It is a transcript of the gene SEMA3C, whose product is annotated as semaphorin 3C. The transcript has 18 exons. Lineage: Eukaryota; Metazoa; Chordata; Testudines; Dermochelyidae. Gene Ontology annotation, biological process: neural crest cell migration; negative chemotaxis; semaphorin-plexin signaling pathway. Bases 512 to 2767 code for a protein of 751 amino acids. The record is from RefSeq and is a predicted model, not a curated record. Gene Ontology annotation, molecular function: semaphorin receptor binding; chemorepellent activity.